GCCUCGCUCUCCAAAUCACCCGACGGCCGACGCCCACCACCAUUCUCCCUCCACCACCACCACUCCAGUCUCCAGUUCUCCAAUCGCUUCCCCUCUCCUUGGCUUCUCGCGGACGGAGGGAACCCCGCUCCCUUCUCUAGGGUUCCCGAAACCCUAGCCCCAAGCCGCACACGCGAAGGUCCGGGCGACGAGUGGUAGGAGGCGGCGGAGAGGGGAGGCAGAAGGCGCGGGAGGCGGAGGCCUGUGCUGUAUGUCAGAUCGUGGGAUCAGGCGAGGCGGAGGCGGAGGCGGAGACUACGGACACGGUCAGCUUGCGAACCCGCUCCAAUGGCCUCAGCUCAGGAAAAGGCGGCGGCCUGCUGCGGCGCUGCUCGUGGAGGUGGUGCCGCCAUCCCCGUGCGGGCGAUCGCGGCGUCCCCGGCAGGGAAGGUCUCCAUGGCCGCGGGCGAUGAGCGCGUGGCCGCGUCGGCCGGCGGAGGCGCCGUGAUCGAGGAGAUCGCCGCGGUCCAUCCCGCCACCGCGAAGGCCUCCUCCAAAGGGAUACCUAUCAUGACCAGAGCCCAGAGAAGCCACCCUUUAGACCCAUUAUCUGCUGCUGAAAUUGCUGUUGCUGUAGUAACUGUAAGAGCUGCUGGAAGAUCUCCUGAGGAAAGAGACAGCAUGCGUUUUGUUGAAGUUGUGCUGUUGGAACCAGAAAAGAAUGUUGUGGCAUUAGCUGAUGCCUACUUUUUCCCACCUUUCCAACCAUCACUGCUCCCUAGAACCAAAGGUUCUGCUGUUAUUCCAAGCAGGCUGCCUCCUAGGAGGGCCAGGCUUGUUGUCUACAACAAACAAUCAAAUGAGACAAGCAUUUGGAUAGUAGAACUCUCUGAAGUGCAUGCAGCUACUAGGGGUGGACAUCACAGAGGCAAGGUGAUAUCAUCUGGAGUUGUUCCAGAUGUUCAGCCUGCAAUGGAUGCUAUGGAGUAUGCUGAAUGUGAAGCUACUGUCAAAAGUUAUCCCCCAUUUAUUGAAGCUAUGAAGAGAAGAGGCGUGGAUGACAUGGAGCUUGUUAUGGUAGAUGCCUGGUGUGCUGGCUACUACGGCGAUGCUGAUGCUCCCAGUCGCAGACUUGGCAAGCCUCUAAUAUUUUGCAGAACUGAGAGUGAUAGCCCCAUGGAGAAUGGUUACGCACGUCCUGUGGAAGGGAUUCAUAUUGUUGUUGAUAUGCAGAAUAAUGCUGUGAUUGAGUUUGAAGAUAGGAAGUUGGUUCCUCUACCCCCACCUGAUCAUUUGAGAAACUACACUCCUGGGGAAACAAGAGGUGGAGUUGAUCGAAGUGAUGUAAAACCGCUUAUUAUCAAUCAGCCUGAGGGCCCAAGUUUCCGCAUUAAUGGCUAUUUUGUGGAAUGGCAGAAGUGGAACUUCCGUAUUGGCUUCACCCCCAAAGAGGGUUUGGUUAUCCAUUCUGUUGCGUAUGUUGAUGGUAGCCGUGGACGUCGACCUAUAGCUCAUAGGCUGAGCUUUGUUGAGAUGGUGGUUCCUUAUGGAGAUCCAAAUGAACCACAUUAUCGCAAGAAUGCAUUUGAUGCUGGAGAAGAUGGACUUGGAAAAAAUGCUCAUUCUCUUAAGAAGGGGUGUGACUGCUUGGGCUAUAUAAAAUAUUUUGAUGCACAUUUCACAAACUUUACUGGUGGCGUGGAGACAAUUGAAAACUGCGUUUGUUUGCAUGAGGAGGACCACGGAAUCCUUUGGAAACACCAAGAUUGGAGAACUGGUUUAGCAGAAGUUAGGCGAUCAAGGAGGCUCACGGUCUCAUUUAUUUGCACAGUUGCAAACUAUGAAUAUGGUUUUUACUGGCAUUUUUAUCAGGAUGGCAAAAUAGAAUCAGAAGUAAAGCUUACCGGAAUUCUCAGCUUGGGAGCUUUGAUGCCUGGGGAAUCAAGGAAAUAUGGCACAACCAUUGCCCCUGCUCUGUAUGCACCUGUUCAUCAGCAUUUCUUUGUUGCCCGUAUGGACAUGGCUGUUGAUUGCAAACCUAACGAGGCUUAUAAUCAGGUGGUUGAGGUUAAUGCUAAAAUGGAAAGUGCAGGACCACAUAAUGUGCAUAACAAUGCUUUCUAUGCGGAAGAGAAGUUGUUGAAAUCUGAGUUGCAAGCAAUGCGAGACUGUGACCCAUCAUCUGCGCGCCAUUGGAUUGUAAGGAACACGAGAACUGUAAAUCGUACUGGGCAGCCAACUGGUUACAGGCUCGUGCCUGGUUCAAACUGUUUGCCGUUGGCUCUGCCGGAGGCCAAAUUUCUAAGGAGAGCUGGGUUCUUAAAGCACAACCUCUGGAUCACGCCAUACAAGAGCGACGAGAUGUUCCCUGGAGGGGAGUUCCCCAAUCAGAAUCCGCGUAUUCACGAGGGUUUACCUACAUGGGUUAAGAAGGACAGACCCCUGGAGGAGACAAACAUUGUUCUCUGGUACGUGUUCGGGCUCACCCAUAUCCCAAGGCUGGAAGACUGGCCGGUCAUGCCAGUGGAGCGCAUCGGCUUCAUGCUCAUGCCGCACGGAUUCUUCAACUGCUCGCCUGCAGUCGACGUGCCUCCUGCCUCUUCUGACGCGGAUGUCAAGGAAGCCGAGUCGCCCAAGGCCAUCCAGAACGGCCUUAUUUCCAAGCUGUGAGCUCCGCUGUUCCUCGGACGAACAACGGGGACGUGCUGCUGCUCCGUCUACUAUCGUAUUCCAAUAAAAAGCAAAAUCGGACUCCGUUUUAUUGUGGUUUGUUUGGCGUUCUGUAAUAUUGUUCGUUUACUAUGCUUGUUGAUUAGCGAGCUGUGAACUAUUACAAUAAAGUUUGGGCUUGCAUAGCCCCUGGCCGCCUGCAUCAACAAAAUCAUGUUGCACCAA
This is a messenger RNA of Phragmites australis (common reed), 2874 nucleotides long. Its product is annotated as amine oxidase [copper-containing] zeta, peroxisomal-like. The transcript has 12 exons. Gene Ontology annotation, molecular function: primary methylamine oxidase activity; quinone binding; copper ion binding. The coding region runs from base 328 to 2649 and encodes 773 amino acids. The record is from RefSeq and is a predicted model, not a curated record. Gene Ontology annotation, biological process: amine metabolic process. NCBI's taxonomy places the organism in Eukaryota, Viridiplantae, Streptophyta, Magnoliopsida, Poales, Poaceae.